AUGAACAGUUUAGCUCACCACCGGAAAUAUCUCGUGCCACCGCCGUUAUUCUCGUCCCCCGUCGAGGGUAUUUUCCGCCACGGUCGCCGGUCCACGGCGUCGCCAUCGACGCCGGCGCUGCGCCUGCACCUCCGGUUGGUCCUCCCCGACCCCGUCCGAACCCUCGCGCACUGCGUCGCCUCCUGGUCGCUGUUCCAGGCGUCGCCAUUGACUGGAGGAGCGCGGGACUGUCGUCCUCGCGUUUGUGCACCUCCAGGAAGAAGACUGCUCGAGGUGAGACGCCUUAGAUCCAUCGUGCGAAGGUGGAGCUCGACAUAUAGGUCAGUGUAUGUGUGUGUGCAGCAGCUCCAGAGGGACGAACGUCAAGGUAGCCACUGCUCCGUAGGUUUGGUGGGCGAGCUCACUGUCGUCCGCCUUGAGCUGGUCCGUUUCAGAGUACGGCCCUUCAUUCGUGCCUCCCGUUCUCUCUGCCGAAGUCGUGGUUGUGUGGACGCGGCUAUAGUCAAAGGGUCGUCGCCAGCGUGGCACCGGCGCCUCCCUUCCCUCUCCCCGGGAGCUGGAAGUCAGCUUAGAGGAAAGCUUGGUCAUUGCUUCACACAAUUGAUAUUGGACUGCACAUAUUCAAACACCACAGAUUUUCAAGUGCAAUCUUCUUCAAGAAAGCUCAAUAUGCAGGAAAUCCUAAGCAAGGCAGGUAUCUAUACAGCAACAAGUUUCUGCAAAAUAGGAAUCGAAGAGUACCCUCAUUCUAGUCCUUGAAUUGUUUAUUUUCUAUAUUAUUUGGCUUCCGUAGUUCAGAUGCAGUUGAACAACAUAGAUUGUUUUUGCUUGCUUGUGGCGACGUAAGUAUAUGGUUCGCUCUGAAAUAUUAGUACUUUUGAGCUUACAGAGCACUAUAUAUGAGUAUAUGUUUGGCUAGUGGUUCCCUUCAGGAUACAUGUGCUAGGUUUCAAUAUACGUCUUUGUUGCCUUGCUUGAUUUGUUAGGCGUCUCAUUUUUUUCUCUGUCUCGCAAGGUAUAAUAGGCAGAGGCAAAUAAAAAAUCUACGCCAUAAAGUGAUCCACACUGUAACUAUGAUACGUAUAGAAUUGUCAGUUUAAAGCUUGCUCUGAAAGGAAGCAUUCUACUUUAUGCUCUUCGCUUAUUAUCUCUGUAAAAUCUUAAGAUUUUGGAGGGAGUUCAACAAUGCUGCAGGUGCUUGUGUCCAUUCAGGCUCUCAUUUUGAAUGAGAAGCCAUACUUCAAUGAGCCGGGAUAUGCAGGCUCUGCGAAUACCGCAACUGGACAACAACAUUCUAUAGAGUACAACAAGACCACAUUUCUGCACUCCUGUAGGACUAUGUUGUAUUCACUUAGAAGACCUCCGGAGGAAGUGGGGAUGGACAUUCGUGGAUUUGCCGUCCCUGAUUUGCUUUGUGGAGGACACAUGCCCAUGAUUCAUAAUGAUUUGCGGCAGUCUUAGAAGAAAAUUUCCCAUUGCAUUCAUCCCCAUUGAGUGUCAAUUGCAAAGUUCAUCCGUUGGUGAAAGGAAACUGUACUCUUCUUUGUUUUAGUGCUCUGCCUCCCUGCUUCUAUGACAGAAUGGCAUGGCUUCGUGUACAAUAAAUGUUCUCUACUCUUGCAGCCCAUGUAUUACUAUUGACAGGGUUUGUCUAGACUUAUCUUUAAGGCUACAACCGGGAGUCUCAUAGGUGUGUGAAGAUGAUCUAGGGCAUUGCUUUGUUAGGAGUUCACUUAUGUACAAGAAUGGCAUGUUCUUUCACGUGUAAUAUAUUGUGGUUUUUUCUACUCAACACCACCUGGACCAUGUAUCAUUGUAACCUGCUCUAUGGUUUGGAUCUGAGCACUGGACCAUGGUGCUGGACAGGGCACGACGCCCUAAGACCGCUCUUUGGAAUUCCAAUAUACUUAGAUAGAUAGAAGUGAAAGUUGAGGACCAACAUGUAUGUUGUAUCGUGGAUGUCCCCCUUCAUAGCAUUGUUUUAUGAAAUGCACUAACACUCCGAGAAGUGUUU
Molecule: messenger RNA, 2014 nt
Organism: Triticum dicoccoides
Lineage: Eukaryota; Viridiplantae; Streptophyta; Magnoliopsida; Poales; Poaceae
Exons: 10
Coding region: 1-759 (252 amino acids)
Source: RefSeq, a predicted model, not a curated record